UAGAAAGAGAGUACGGUGCGUCGAUAUGCCAUCGAAACCGCUGUAGAUUGAAUGAAAUUUGUCAGUUUCAUCAAAAUCUCAUCUGCGUUUUGAUCUUCUGUGCGAACUUCUCGUCUCCCAUUUUGAAGACAUACUCGUUGUCGAAAACUCUAUUUGCGUUUCUCAAUCGACACGCCCGCGAAACCCUAAUUUUUGGUAUUUCAAUAUCAGCAAAAUCACCCUUCUCCCCUAUUUCUGAAGCACCGCGGGAGUUUUGGUGCGAAAAGUGCCGAGUUGUGGAUGAGAGUCUGACAUUCUUGCUGCUAGGGUUUAUUUCUUUCUCGGCCCUUGAUUAUGGGAGCUCUAACCAACAGUAGGAAGCGCCGGGAUGAUUAUUUCAAAGCCCUAGCUUUGGUCACACCCCCAAUUCCGAAUUCUCGUGAUCAUGUUUUGAAGAAGCAAAAGGUUUCUCUUGCCGUGGAGCAAUGCACGCCGGACGGUGGCCGGUCAGCAUCGCGAGAUUCUGUGGUUUCGAGGAUUGCACGUUAUCCGGAUUCGAAAACGGGGUUUUCAAGGGAAGUUCACGCCCCUGUAAGAAAUACGAGAUUUAGGCGUAAGAGUAGUGAAACUCUCUCGGGUUGUUCUAAGGAGAGCUCGCCUGGUAGAAUGGGGACAUUUAGUGGAUUUUCUCGAUUGUAUAAUAGAAUGAGGGAUGCAGCAAUGAGAAGUCUGAGAUACUUUGAUGUGAAAAAGGGGUUAUCACCUGAGAAACAUAAGGAAAAGGAGGUGAUCGAAAUCGACAGUGACGACGAGGAGGAGGAGGAGAGGAAGAAACCAAAUGAUCUCUCAGAAGAUUCUAGUAUUGAGGAAUUGGAGAAAGGGGAUGUGGAGAAUGUGCAGGAACCGAAUGUCGAGAAAGUUGAGAAAGAAGUGAGGUCUUUGGAGUCUUCUUUGGUUACAGAUGGAAGUGGAAGUAAUGUUAAAAUAAAGAUCGAUGAUGAUGAUGAAAAGAAGGGACUAGGGCAGCUGGAUGAGGUUCGGGAUGAUUUUGAGGUGCCUUCAUAUAUAAGGUUGCUUGAAGCAAUAAAGAAACGAAGAGAUGACAAGCUUACUAGCUUACAUUUUAGCAUAGAAUUGGUUGAAAAGCGUAUUCAAGGUUUCCAUUUAUUUCGACCUCAGACGAAAGAAGAGGAGGAGAUUAAGAAGGAUGUGGCUGAUGAAUGUUUUGUGCCUCUUACUGAGGUGGAAAAGAAAGAAAUCUCCGAUGCCCUAUCGAAUUUCAAUAGGCGAAAAGUUAUUGUGAAACAUGAAAACUCAAAUAUUGAUAUUACUGGACAAAUAUUGCAAUGUUUGAGACCCGGGGCAUGGCUUAAUGAUGAGGUCAUUAAUUUGUAUCUUGAAUUAUUGAAAGAGAGGGAAAGAAGAGAGCCACAGAAGUUUCUGCAAUGCCAUUUCUUCAACACCUUCUUCUACAAGAAGCUGAUAAGUGGUAAGGGCGGCUACAAUUAUCAAUCAGUGAGAAGAUGGACUACACAAAAAAAGCUUGGAUAUACACUUAUAGAAUGUGACAAAAUUUUUGUUCCUAUCCACAAAGAAAUUCAUUGGUGUUUAGCAAUUAUCAACAAGAAGGAGAAAAAGUUUCAGUAUCUUGAUUCACUCAAAGGAAAUGACAAGCAAGUUCUGAAUGUAUUGGCCAGGUACUUUGUUGAUGAGGUGAAAGACAAGUGUGGAAAAACCAUUGACGUUAGCUCAUGGGACAAAGAAUUUGUUGUAGAUCUUCCUGAGCAGGAGAAUGGGUAUGAUUGCGGUAUGUUCAUGAUCAAGUAUGCCGACUUCUAUAGCAGAGACAUUGGGCUGUGUUUUAACCAGGAACAUAUGCCCUAUUUUAGGCAGAGGACAGUGAAGGAAAUUUUGAGAAUGAAAGCAGAUUAGAGAUUCAUUGGUAGAUCAAUUGUGUUAACAAAUCACCGGAAUCUAGUGCACAUGGCUUAUCUGAAGGAGAUAUUGAAAUCGGAAUCGACUGCUUAUGAAUCAUUAAUCGUUGAUGAAUGCCAGUAACGGGUGGUUGAAAGCGUCACGCAAAAUUCAAUCCAGGUAUGAGGCAAUGGUUUGAGACCGGAACAUUUCAUAUUUUUCAGUGUAAAAAUGAGUCUAGAGUAAAAUUGUAAGAUUAUUUUGAAACUUCUAUAAAGUUUGAAAAGUGAAAUUUGUGGUUAGAAGUUGUGUUGUGCCUUUAAGUGAAUGCUAUUUUGAUUAGAAGAGUUGCAUUACAUCGUGUUAGCUGACAUGGUGCAUAAACUUUUAUUUCCGAUCUAACUUUAAAGAAUUGUCGUCUACUCCGCCAAUACAACAUUAAAGAACUGUGGGUA
Messenger RNA from Andrographis paniculata, 2348 nucleotides. Its product is annotated as ubiquitin-like-specific protease ESD4. The transcript has 9 exons. The record is from RefSeq and is a predicted model, not a curated record. Bases 334 to 1911 code for a protein of 525 amino acids. Gene Ontology annotation, cellular component: nucleus. Lineage: Eukaryota; Viridiplantae; Streptophyta; Magnoliopsida; Lamiales; Acanthaceae. Gene Ontology annotation, biological process: protein desumoylation. Gene Ontology annotation, molecular function: deSUMOylase activity.